AUGGCAACCUCGGAGCUGGGGGACUUGGCGGAGGGGGACUUGGUGCUGGUGCAGGAGGUGGUUAUGGAGCAUAUGGAGGGAGCUACCAAGGGGCUGGGCAAAAAGCUCCUAAAUUGGGAGCAGGAGCAGGCUUUUUACCAGGAGCAGGAGGAGGCUUUUUACCUCAAACAGGGGCUGGAACUGGGCUCGGGCCUGGGGGUGCUGGAGAAUUUACAUUUGUUCUUAAUUUCAGGAUACAUAAACCCACAAACAGGCCUUCCUGGUGGAGCGGCUGGUGGAGCAGGGAAAAAGGCUGCCAAAGUUCCAGGUGUUGGCAUUCCUGGACUCUACCAAGGAGGGUUAGUCCCUGGACAAGGAUUUGGCGGACGUGGAGUCCUUCCUGGUGUACCAACAGGGACGGGCAUUAAUCAAAAAUCAGCCGCAGGGGGGCAGGCUGGAGUUGGACAAGGCAGCCGUGGUGGUCAGACUGGAUUGUUCCAUGGAUAUCCCCUCAAAUCACCCAAAGUGCCAGGAGCAUAUGGAGCAAAGCCUGGAGGAGGCAAACAACCCUUUGCUUAUGGGGGAUUUGGAAAUACUGGAGCAGGACUUCCGGGAGGAAAGAGUAGUUCUGGAGCAGUGCCUGGAUAUCCUGUUGGAACAGGGGUCGGACAGGGCGGAGGAAUUAUACCAGAAGGUGGAGUUGUACCCGGAGGUGUCCCAGGUAGUGUUUCAUCAGCUAAAGCGGCAAAAUAUGGCUUAGGAGGAGGAGGUUAUGUCGGGACAGGAACAGUCCCAGGAGGAGUCCCUGGUGGAGGGCAAUAUUCUGCUGCUGCCAAAGCUGCUAAAUAUGGUGCAGGGGGUCAGUUAGCAGGAGGCGGAUUGGGAGGAGGUGGUUUUGGAGUCCCAGGAGGGGUCCCAGGAGGGGUCCCAGGAGGAGUCCCAGGAGGGGUCCCGGCUGGUGGGCAAUAUUCUGCUGCUGCCAAAGCUGCUAAAUAUGGUGCAGGGGGUCAGUUAGCAGGAGGAGGAUUCGGAGCAGGUGGUUUUGGUGGGGUCCCUGGAGGAGUCCCAGGGGGAGUCCCGGCUGGUGGACAGUACUCUGCUGCUGCUAAAGCUGCUAAAUAUGGGAUUGGACAGGUGGGAACAGGUGGACAGGGAGGAGGAGGGGUCCCAGGAGGAGUCCCAGGAGGGGUCCCAGGAGUGGUCCCAGGAGGGGUCUCAGCAGGGGUCCCAGGAAGAGUCCCUGGAGGGGUCUCAGGAGGGGUCCCAGGAGGAGUCCCGGCUGGUGGGCAAUACUUUGCUGCUGCCAAAGCUGCUAAAUAUGGUGCAGGGGGUCAGGUAGCAGGAGGCGGACUGGGAGCAGGUGGUUUUCGUGGAGUCCCAGGUGGAGUCCCAGGUGGAGUCCCAGGUGGAGUUCCAGGAAGGGUCCCUGCUGGUGGACAAUACUCUGCUGCUGCUAAAGCUGCUAAAUAUGGUGCAGGGGGUCAGUUAGCAGGAGGCAGAUUGGGAGGAGGAGGUUUUGGUGUGGUCCCUGGAGGAGUCCCAGGAGGAGUCCCUGCUGGUGGACAGUACUCUGCUGCUGCUAAAGCUGCUAAAUAUGGAGCAGGCGGACAGUUGGGCACAGGGGCAGCAGGUGGAGGCUUCGCAGGAGCAGGAAGAUUCCCUGGCGGAGGAGUUGGCGGAGGAGUUGGCGGAGGAGUUGGCGGAGGAGUUGGCGGUGGACAGUAUUCUCCUUCUGCCAAAGCUGCUAAAUAUGGUGUUAGUCCUGGAGGCACUGGAUUUUUUCCAGGGGGACAAGCUCCAGCGGGAAACCCUUUUGUAGCUGGAUAUGGAUCCUUGGGGGCCAAACCACCAAAGUAUGGUGGAGCUGGAGUUGGAGUCUCUGGGGGAGUUGGAGUCUCUGGGAGAGUUGGAGGAGCUGGACAAGUGUCCCCAGGCACUGGCUAUGGAAAUGUUGGUGCUGGAGUAGGAACAGGGGGGGUACCUUUUGGUGCUGGACCAUAUUCUGCUGCAGCGAAAGCUCUUAAAUAUGGCGUUCCUGGAGGCACUGGGGUAGCAUCAGGGGUGGCAGGAGUACCUAGUGGUUUUGGACAACAGCAAAUUGCAUCUGCGAAAGCGGCUAAAUAUGGGGUGACAGGGGGCGCUGGGGCAUCUGUACCUGGUGUUGUUCCAGGAGCUUAUCCCGGUGGUGUGAAACCACCCAAACAUGGAGGUGUCACAGGCCUGGGACUCGCAGUCCCUGGAGCUACACAGGCGGGGCAGCUGCACGGCUCUGUGGUUCCAGGUGCCACAAGUCGCCCUGGUGGUCAGACAGCAACUGAAGUGGGUCUUUCAGGAACACAACGCCCAGCCGCCGGCGGGAUUGUUCAGCCAAGUACUGGUACAGGUGUUGGUGGAGCUGGUGUCCAGGCGCCCUCUCGUGGUGAUACACCAGGCCACGGUCAGCCAGUGACUCCUGGUCAGCAGCCUGGAGUGAACGUUGGGUCUGGGGCCAAAGCCCCGAAGCCGUUUGUUCCAGGUCUCCCUCAAGGCGGUGGGGGCUUCUACCCUUAUGCUGGCCCAUAUGCAGGUCCUUAUGGCAGUGGGACAGUGGGAGUGCAGCCAGGAUUAAAGCCGUAUAAACCACUUGGAGCUGGUGGAGCUGGAAUACCACUGACAGCUGGUGGUUAUCAAGGAGGACAGGCAGGAUUAGGUGUUGGAGCUAAGCCACCCAAACCAGGAUUUAAUCCUGGGGCAGCGGGGGCAUAUCCAGGAGCUGUAGCUCCUGGUGGAUAUGGAGCGGGUUAUCCUCAGACUUUUCCAGGACGUGGAUUAAAGCCCUGCGUGUUGCCAGGUCAAGGUCAAGGCGGAUAUGUACCUGCUCCACUGACUCCUCAGCAAGCCAAAGCCGCAAAGUACGGUGCUCUUCAGGGAUUUCUUGGGGGUGGAGGAGGAGGAGGAGGAGGAGGAGUUUACAGAGCUCCCGUCGCAGGAUGUCAGGGAAAAUUCUGUGGGAGGAGGAAGUAG
Knipowitschia caucasica is the source of this 2982-nucleotide messenger RNA. NCBI's taxonomy places the organism in Eukaryota, Metazoa, Chordata, Actinopteri, Gobiiformes, Gobiidae. The record is from the annotation of a GenBank genome assembly.